AUGGACCAAUAUUCAUCGUCUUUUGUCGAUACUUCUUUAGAUCUCACUAUUGGUGUUACUCGUAUGCGAGUUGAAGAAGAUUCAUCAACGACAAGUGCUUUGGUGGAUGAAUUAAACCGAGUGAGUGCUGAGAACAAGAAGCUCUCGGAGAUGCUAACUUUGAUGUGUGACAAUUACAACGUUUUGAGGAAGCAACUAAUGGAAUAUGUUAACAAGAGCAACGUAACCGAGAGAGACCAAACAAGUCCUCCCAAGAAACGCAAAUCUCCGGUGAGAGAUGACGCAUUUAGCUCGGCGGUUAUCGGAGGCGUGUCGGAGAGUAGCUCAACCGAUCAAGAUGAUCAGUAUCUGUGUAAGAAGCAAAGAGAAGAGACUGUUGUGAAAGAGAAAGUCUCAAGGGUUUAUUACAAGACCGAAGCUUCUGACACUACCCUUGUUGUGAAAGAUGGGUAUCAAUGGAGGAAAUAUGGACAAAAAGUGACUAGAGACAAUCCAUCUCCAAGAGCUUAUUUCAAAUGUGCUUGUGCUCCAAGCUGUUCUGUCAAAAAGAAGGUUCAAAGAAGUGUGGAGGAUCAGUCUGUGUUGGUAGCGACUUAUGAGGGUGAACAUAACCAUCCAAUGCCUUCGCAGAUCGAUUCAAAUGCGGGUUCAAACCGCUACAUAUCUGUUGGUGGUUCGGCUCCACCAGCUGCUGCAGCCAACAGAAGUAGUAAUAGCUUCGCUGAGCCUGUGACUACUGUAGAUCUUACCGAAUCCAAGAAAGCGAUGAGCCCAACAUCGAGAAUCGAUUUUCCAGAAGUUCAUAAACUUUUGGUUGAGCAAAUGGCUUCUUCCUUGACUAAAGAUCCUAAAUUUACAGCAGCUUUAGCUGCAGCUGUUACAGGAAAAUUGUAUCAACAGAACCAAACCGAGAAAUAG
This is a messenger RNA of Arabis nemorensis, 918 nucleotides long. Lineage: Eukaryota; Viridiplantae; Streptophyta; Magnoliopsida; Brassicales; Brassicaceae. The record is from the annotation of a GenBank genome assembly.